Molecule: messenger RNA, 1452 nt
Organism: Bubalus bubalis (water buffalo)
Lineage: Eukaryota; Metazoa; Chordata; Mammalia; Artiodactyla; Bovidae
Product: histone H2B type 2-F
Exons: 2
Coding region: 169-621 (150 amino acids)
Cellular component (GO): nucleosome
Molecular function (GO): DNA binding; structural constituent of chromatin; protein heterodimerization activity
Source: RefSeq, a predicted model, not a curated record
CCUCAUUUACAUGGACUCUGCCUCUCUAUGACGACACUGUUGUAUAUUAACCAAUAAAAAUGCAGUACUCUGUUAGCCUUCAUUUGCAUACAGGCUCUAUAAAUAGCGUGUAAGCGGGUGGGUUUGAAAUAGUCGGGUCGUUUAGUAGAGGUGUGUCUUCCUGCAAAAAUGCCGGAUCCAGCAAAAUCUGCUCCUGCUCCAAAAAAAGGUUCUAAAAAGGCUGUCACGAAAGUGCAGAAGAAGGAUGGCAAGAAGCGCAAGCGCAGCCGCAAGGAGAGCUAUUCUGUUUACGUGUAUAAGGUGCUGAAACAGGUACACCCGGACACCGGCAUCUCGUCCAAGGCUAUGGGCAUCAUGAAUUCUUUCGUCAACGACAUCUUCGAGCGCAUUGCCGGCGAAGCGUCGCGCCUGGCGCAUUACAACAAGCGCUCGACCAUUACUUCCCGAGAGAUCCAAACGGCGGUACGCCUGCUGCUUCCCGGCGAGCUGGCUAAACACGCCGUGUCCGAGGGCACCAAGGCGGUCACCAAGUACACCAGUUCAAAUAAACGAGCUGGGAUUUACUCUCAACGUACAGAUAGCCUUGAGUUCCCCAGUCCCCGCUGUUUACUAAUAUUUUAGUCUUUUUUUUUAAACGUACACCUCUGGGUAUGUAGUCACAAGCUUUUGCCAACAUAGCCAGGUGCUUUAGCAUGUUGUCUUGUCAGCAAAUCCCAACCUAGCAAUCCUCCCCUAACUUCUUUUUAGCCCAGUGACCUUCAACUAGAUAAAUUUUCGCACUCCCUCCCUCCCCCAGGCUCCCAACCAUGGGGCAUUUGGCAAUAUCUGGAGACAUUUUUGAUUGUCAUCACUCGGGAGGGGGGUGCUACUGGCAUUUAGUGGGUACAUCCUACAAUGUAUAGGACAGCUUACAGCCCCCACAACUAAGAGUUAUCUCUUUGGUGCAUAACGUUGAUCCUUGUGAUAAGGUUGAGAGACCCAGUGCCCAAAGACUUCCUUUCCUUCAGGGGUUCCCCCCCCCGCCCCCCUUUUAGGAUUUAGUUCUCAUUUAGGUCAAACAUUUUCCCCUGUCCUCUGCUUUUGGUGAAAACUGAGGAGUAUACUGUGAUUGUCUACACUCCUCCACAGGAAAAUUAUCUCCUCCAGAGCAAGGACCUUGUCUUAAUUUUGUAACAAACUUCCCCGGUUACAACAACCACUUACCAGCCUGCUAAACAUACAUCCAGGUGCCUGUCCUGAAGUUCCCUGAUAGUCAGGUUGGGGGUGGGGACUGUGGAGGUGGAUUUUAGUAUUCUCAGGUGUCUUUUUUUUUAAUAGAUUUUGGGGGGCAUGAUGUAUAAAAGGGCACAGUUAACGUGGGAUGAAUUUCUAAGGCUCUCAGAAUUUGUGAAACUCAAGACUAAUCCUGAUUAUUUGUUUUACCAAAUAAAAUAUACCCUUGAGGCAAAAGGA